CAUACAAUCGAGGGCUGGGAGUUGAAGGGGCCCGAACGAGAGGCCUGCCGCUUGACCCUGGUCCGAAGGGGCGGACAGUUUGAGUUAUUAAUCCAGUUUUAUGAAAAGGAGGUGCCUGUACAAGAUGUCAUUCCUAUUAAUAGCCACUUUAAAUGUAUACAAGAAGCAGACGAAACACUACUGAUUGAUAUAGCAGCCAACACUCCCUGCAAAAUCCGAGUCCAGGGUGAUUGGGGUACUUCAGAGCGUUUCUUUGAAAUCCCUGAUGAGGAUCGGUGCCUAACUUUUCUCACAGACAUCCUUGCUGCUCAAGAUGCUUAUAAACCUAGUGCAGUUUCUGAAAUCAAGGAAUCCACCAGCUGGUACCAGAAAUUAGAAACUUCAGAAAAAACUGCCAGUGAAUCCGAUGUUGCAGGAGUGCUUGGAUUUGAAGAUAACUUCACUGAAAUGAGUUUGGAGAAGAAAAGAAAUAUACACAACAGGCAGAUGAGGACCCGCCGGGAGCCCCCACCACCUCCCAGCCACAUAAGCAAAUCGUUUUUACGUGAAAAGGAAGCUGUAGGCAAAGAUCAGCCAAAAGUGACUAACACCAUGCGGAAGCUGUUUGUGCCCACCCCUCAGACUGGACAGCGAGAGGGGCUCAUCAGACACAUUCUGGCUAAGCGAGAAAAAGAAUAUGUGAAUAUUCAGCCUUUCAGAUUCUUUAUUGGAACAUGGAAUGUGAAUGGUCAGUCACCAGACAGUGCUUUGGAACCGUGGCUGAACUGUGAUACUGAUCCUCCAGAUAUUUACUGCCUUGGAUUUCAAGAACUGGAUUUAAGCACUGAAGCUUUCUUUUACUUUGAGUCUACCAAGGAGCAGGAGUGGCUGACUUCUGUGGACAGAGCCUUACACUACAAAGCCAAAUAUAAGAAAGUUCAGUUGGUCCGCUUGGUUGGGAUGAUGCUACUUAUAUUUGCCAAAAAGGACCAAUGUAAAUUUCUCCAUGAUAUUGUGACAGAAACUGUGGGAACAGGACUCAUGGGAAAAAUGGGUAACAAAGGAGCUGUUGCCGUGAGAUUUUUGUUCCACAACACUACAUUUUGCAUUGUUAAUUCCCAUCUGGCUGCCCAUGUGGAAGACUUUGAACGUCGAAAUCAGGAUUAUAAAGACAUCUGUUCCCGAAUGUCUUUCUUUGUCCCAAAUCAGGGUCAUCUGAACAUCAUGAAGCAUGAUGUCGUCAUUUGGUUGGGAGAUUUGAACUACAGACUCUGCAUGCCUGAUGCCAAUGAAGUGAAAAUGCUAAUUAACAGAAACGAACUUCAGAAGCUCUUGAAGCUGGACCAGCUAAACAUUCAACGUUCUCACAAGAAGGCAUUUGCUGACUUUACUGAAGGGGAAAUUAGAUUUAUGCCCACCUACAAGUUUGACCCGAAAACAGACAGAUGGGAUUCCAGUGGGAAAUGUCGUACUCCUGCAUGGUGUGACCGAAUCCUUUGGAGAGGGAGUAACAUUAAUCAGCUGCGCUACUGGAGUCACAUGGAGCUUAAAACCAGUGACCACAAACCUGUCAGUUCUGUCUUCCUCAUUGGGGUGAAAGUAGUGGAUGACAGAAGAUACAGAAAAGUAUUUGAGGACAGUGUUCGCAUUAUGGAUAGAAUGGAAAAUGAUUUUCUUCCUUCAUUAGAACUCAGCAAGAGAGAAUUUGUAUUUGAGAAGGUGAAAUUCCGUCAGCUGCAGAAGCAGAAAUUCCAGGUCACCAACAACGGCCACGUGCCCUGCCAUUUUUCCUUCAUCCCUAAACUCAGUGACAGCCAAUACUGCAAACCCUGGCUUCGGGCUGAACCCUGUGAAGGCUACUUAGAACCAAGUGAGACUGUUGAUAUUUCCUUGGAUGUCUAUGUCAGUAAAGACUCAGUGACAAUCCUGAAUUCUGGAGAAGAUAAGAUUGAAGAUAUUCUUGUCCUUCAUUUGGAUCGAGGCAAAGAUUACUUCUUGACCAUCAGUGGAAAUUACCUCCCUAGCUGCUUUGGCACAUCCUUGGAAGCUUUGUGCCGUAUGAAAAGACCAAUUCGAGAAGUUCCUGUUACCAAACUCAUCGACCUGGGAGAAGACACCUUUGUUGAAAAGGAAAGCCCUCUUCUGCCAUUGGCUCCUUCGGAGGGGAGUGUUGGUGACAGACCUCUUCAGGUUCCCAAAGAAAUCUGGCUUUUAGUGGAUCACUUGUAUAAAAAUAGCUGCCAACAGGAGGACCUGUUCCAGACCCCUGGCAUGCAAGAAGAAUUACAACAAAUCAUUGAUUGCCUGGAUACCAGCAUUCCUGAGACAAUCCCUGGUAGCAAUCACUCUGUGGCCGAAGCACUUCUCAUCUUCCUGGAAGCCCUACCAGAGCCCGUCAUUUGUUAUGAACUAUAUCAGAGAUGCCUUGACUAUUCCCAUGACCCACGCCUCUCUCGACAGGUGAUUUCACAUCUUCCACGGUGUCACAGAAACGUUUUCCGGUACCUGAUGUCUUUCCUUCGGGAGCUCUUGAAGCAUUCUAAGACAAAUAAUAUCAACGUCAACAUGAUUGCCAAUCUCUUCUCUGGACUCCUGCUGCGACCUUCACCUAAUCUGAUGUCAAGACAGACUCCAACUGAUCGCCAGCAUGCUAUCCAGUUCCUCUUGGGGUUCCUGCUUAGCGGUGAUGAAGACUAAUUCUCUUCAUCUCACAUCCUCCACCCCUUCCUGAGAUUCUAGUUUGGAGGAUCAUUAGCUUUGAGUAUUAAGAAUUAGUUGAAAGAGUUUUUGCCACCAGGGGAGUUGCACAGCUUUGAGGCUGCUGGCCAUCAAAAAUCUACAGUUUACAGUACUUAGGGGAGUCUUUUAGUAGCUCCUCCACCCACCAAAACACAAAUGACAUGUCCUUAUACAUUAGAGAAUUUCAAACUCGACAUAUUGCCAAGCCAAAGUCUCCACAUUUUGGUAGUUAUGUGCUUUAUCUUUAUGGGACAAAGAGAUACGUAUUAACACUUCAGUGUUCUCCAAAUCUGUUUGUUGCCCAAAUCUGACUGUCUUAUCUGUGUUUAGCACCCUAGACUUGGGAUUUGAGAUGUGAACAUUCUAGACUGAUAUGCACUAUUUUGCUUUAGAUGAGAUUUGUAUCUGGUCAUUUAUCUGAAACAUCUUUGGCUCUCUUCCCCCCCAUUCCCAUUUGCACCCCCACUUUACCAGUAGUAUCACUUUGGAGAAGGUCUGGCUGGGUAAGGCUCCUUGGGUGACUUACUCGUCUCACUGCCAGAAUUUGUGCACUUUUACUAUAGUGACAUUUAUGUGUCUCAAUCUGUUUAUGUGCCUCCAAUGGCUAGGGCCAUCUUCCCUUCUCUCGAACCAUAUCCAGCAACUGAACCUUAGUGACUACUGGAAAAGGAACUUAGUUCUAAUGGCCCAUUGGCCUCAGAGGCCCACAACCAAAUUGAUUGCAACUUGGGUACCUUGAGGAUGUAAGUCCUUCCAUCUGGGCGGUGCAGGUAUGAGGAAUAAUUGGCUCUGGGUGUCCCUGGGACUUCCUCCCAGCCUUGGAAUCUCAUCUUCCCAAACAGCACUUAGACACCACAUAAAAGUGUUGGGGCUAACCUCAGAAUCCUCAGGAACUUCCUGCCAUUCAUCCUCAGUACCAAAGGGCAAUCAGAAUCCCCUUGCUCACCCAAAAACAUGCUCCUUCAAGGGUUUAUGAUCAAGGUAUACAAUAUUUGAGGAACUUCUAGUAUAACACACAACCACCUUUUGAAGUAUUAGGUUAAAGAGGCAACAGUUUACCAGAUGACAUCGGGGCCAACAAAGCACCUUAUUACCCCAACCUUUACCAUCUUUCUGAAUUGUUCAUUGAGUGGACCAGUAGGUCCUUUGUUCCCUUCAUGCCCACCCCCCGAUUUGUUUUUUUAUUUAACUUUUAUUAGUAAGCAGGUUGGUUUGCCCAUCAAAUUGCUUGAUGGGGAAAUCACCCCACUCCACCCCUUGAGAGCCACAAUAGGAAGUGACUCAUUCUUGCCUUCUCUUGAAAAUGCCAUUAGAAGUGCUUGACAUACAGUCCUUUUAUUCUGUUUGUGCAUUGGGCACUUGUUCCUUAAGCAUACUUAAUGGAGGGACAUUGGAAGCCAUGCUCCAAAUGGCUCUUCAAUCUCCUGAAAAUUAUUUUUGACAUGGAAGAAAUGUUAUUCUACCUGACCGAGAAAGCCAACCCGAUUCAGCCUUUUGGAAAUAAGCAAGUUUCGGUGCCAAACGGUAUGAAAGAUCUGUUAGCCAAACUAGACCAAAAAAAUCCCCCUGGGGCUAACAGAAGACAGCAGUCAUUAAGGUCUUACCUAUUUCCAAUGGUCCUGAAAGUUGGGGAGAUUGUAGGAAUUAGGAUGUGGGCAUGGCAAAGGGCAGGGAAGGAGCUUUGCAGAUGAGCUUUCUGCUUGAUGGUCAUCUUGGAAUCUCAAAGGUCAGCAGGGAUGUGUGGCUAUUGGCUGUUAGUGGGUAGUAAGUGUGUGGCCACCAUACCGAUUCCAUUUUAAGAUCAAAGUACCAAGUCAUUUUUCUGCCUCUGUCUGUUCCGUAGCUCUGGCCACAAGAUGUUACCAGAGCUGAGGGCUUUGGACAAUCUGUAGUAGGAGUUUGGGGGGAGGGGGAAGCUCCAGGUCAGAGGUGCUUCUCUGCUCUGGCUACCUGCUCCAGGCUUCCAGCCUCCACUAAAGUACCUCUUGUGUUCAUUCAUUAUUGCCGCUGAAGUUGGAUUCUGUAUCCAGCUGAUGGGGAGAAAGUUGGCAUUUACUGUUGUUGUUGUUGUUGUUGUUGUUUGUUGUUGAAAAAGAUUCCAACCCUUGGGGGAUUUCUUGUUUCUUUCUUGUUUUUUCUUUGUUUUGACUCAACUUUAAAAUAGGUUUUUUUUUUUGUCUCGUUUUUCCCCAAGGGGUCUUAGCUGCUAGUAGAGCCCCCCCUUUAUCUUUUUGGUAUCUUUUUUAUUAUUAUAAUUUAUUGGAAAACUCAACAUUUCCUUGAAUAAAAUCUGUGUUGUACAAUA
This is a messenger RNA of Antechinus flavipes (yellow-footed antechinus), 5023 nucleotides long. It is a transcript of the gene OCRL, whose product is annotated as OCRL inositol polyphosphate-5-phosphatase. The coding region runs from base 448 to 2676 and encodes 742 amino acids. NCBI's taxonomy places the organism in Eukaryota, Metazoa, Chordata, Mammalia, Dasyuromorphia, Dasyuridae. Gene Ontology annotation, cellular component: membrane; cytoplasm. Gene Ontology annotation, biological process: phosphatidylinositol dephosphorylation; signal transduction. The record is from RefSeq and is a predicted model, not a curated record. Gene Ontology annotation, molecular function: phosphatidylinositol-4,5-bisphosphate 5-phosphatase activity; inositol phosphate phosphatase activity. The transcript has 23 exons.